Molecule: messenger RNA, 1845 nt
Organism: Uranotaenia lowii
Lineage: Eukaryota; Metazoa; Arthropoda; Insecta; Diptera; Culicidae
Product: transcription factor grauzone-like
Exons: 2
Coding region: 140-1570 (476 amino acids)
Cellular component (GO): nucleus
Molecular function (GO): DNA-binding transcription factor activity; zinc ion binding
Source: RefSeq, a predicted model, not a curated record
CACUUCUAGCGUGUGUGUUUUCAUCGCAUUUUAAUCAAUGAAGUUUGUUUAUGUAAAGUAUCUAAAUGGUGCCUGUAGGGAAUGUCGAAUUGAUCAAAUUUCAAUCUAAUACAAGACUGUAAGUCUGUAACCAAUCCCGAUGGAACCAGUCAAAGAGACGUGUCGGUUCUGCAUGGAACCCACCCAAAUUUUCACGGAUUCAAUCUUCAGUGAUCAAAUGCGACCGAUUCUUAGAACAGUUUUUAGCUUUGAGCUCAAUGAAGAGAAACACCUGCCAACUGGAAUUUGUCCUGAUUGUUACUCCAAAAUAUCAGCAUAUCAUGACUUCCAUGAAACCGUUCGUUUGAAUGAAAAUCGCUUGCAAACAACGAUCAUUCCAAAUGAGACGGCAUACAUUAAGCAAGAAUACCUUGUUUUGCCAUAUUGUAGUGAAGAUAAGCUCAACGAUACGACCGAGCAAAUUGAUCUGGCCGACAAUGAAGCGACUCCACCGGAGAUGAAGGUGGAAUCCGAGGAGUCAAGCUCAAGUGAAGAAGAGCCUCCCAAGCGUCAGCGUAGGAAGCGCAAAAUUGAAACGCCCAAGGUAGCGAACAAGAGGAUUGAAGAGAAAUUUGAAGAGGCUCAAAAAAAGCUGGAAAAGCAACAGGAGGAAAAUAAAAAGAUUGGAGAAUUUUUUGCGAUGACUUGUGAAUACUGCAGCGAGAAGUUUGACACCUUCCUGGAUUUGCAGCGCCAUUCCCGCAAAGAGCACAAUGCACGCGGAAGUAUUAAAUGUUGCAAUAAAGUUAUUUACAAAAGACGUAAAGUUCUGGACCACAUAGAUUCCCAUCUUAAUCCGGAAAAAUUCCGCUGUGAUAUCUGCCAGAAAAGUUAUAGCAGUAAACACUAUCUAGAUUUACAUAACUUGAAAAUACACAGUGUAGAUCAACCCUUCAAAUGUGAGAAAUGCGAACAGCGGUUCCCUAAGGAAUAUCUACUGAAGGCUCACCUUGUGACUCAUGUCCAGGCUGAAUGCAACAUUUGCAAUAAAGUUCUGGCGAGUGUCAAUUCUCUCAGAAACCACAUUUCGAUAGUGCACAAUGGAGAAUCGAAGCGCAUUUGCGAUACCUGCGGGCAGCAAUUUCGUACUAAACUGGCUAUGGAGAAACACAUCAAGGUUCACAUGGGCAUCAACCCGAUACAACGGGUCCAAUGUCACAUAUGUAGCAAAUGGGUCAACGGCAAAACCAAUCUGAGAAUGCACAUUAAAACCGUGCACAACGAGAAGAACGGUCCGGUACUGUGUGAUAUCUGUAACCAACAGUAUCCGAAUCAUCGGGCGAUGUACAGCCACAAGCAGCGCGUUCACGUGGAGGAAAAAUUCGAGUGCGAAUUUUGUGGCAAAAAAUUCAAGCGAAAAAUCUAUCUCAAAGAGCACCGGGCGUCCCACACCGGGGAAGCUCUGUACUCAUGUGAUCUGUGCGGCAUGACCACCAACUCUAAUGCCAAUCUCUAUUCGCACAAGAAAAGUAAACACCCGGAUGAAUGGCUGGAGGCUCGCAAAAAGGCUUUGGCAUUGGCUUACGGGUGAGAAGUGAAGAUUAUUCCAUAAGAAUCAAAUAUAGUAAAAAUGUCUUUAAAUUUGAAAUUGAUCUACAUUCUAUAGGCAGGCUCGUAUUUUGCAGAUUAUUCAAGCUUAGUGUAGAUUUUAUUGAAGGCACAUUAUAAUUUAAACUGAAAAAAACCACUGUCUCUCGAUAACUUGAUUCAAAACAUCUAUAGCUUACCCUCCAGUAUUUUAAAUAAAUAAAAUAACUUUAAACGAUACCAUAUGUGUUCUUUAAAUGUUUGUAACCUCAACAAAAU